This is a messenger RNA of Echinococcus granulosus, 1539 nucleotides long. RefSeq names its product EGF-like repeat and discoidin I-like domain-containing protein. Lineage: Eukaryota; Metazoa; Platyhelminthes; Cestoda; Cyclophyllidea; Taeniidae. The coding region runs from base 1 to 1539 and encodes 512 amino acids. The record is from RefSeq and is a predicted model, not a curated record. The transcript is spliced from 7 exons.
AUGUGCAGACUCUCGUCGAAUAAAAUGAUCUUUGAAGGGAACAUAGACUCCUACCAAGUGAAGCACACGUACCUGGAUGAGGCUGUAGUCACUCGUUUCGUUCGUAUUUAUCCAUUCACAUGGAAUCGGCAUCCAAGUCUUCGUGUUGAACUUAUCGGGUGUCAGCCGUGUCGACAAUUGCUCGGAACUCCGCCGUACGCCCGCUAUGGCGCCUCCACAACUCGCAGCAAAAAGCAUGGGAAAACUUGCACUGUGGAAGAUGGGCACUAUUUCAGCAACAAAGCUUGGUGUGCGAAACGCCAGAAUGGAAUGCAGUGGUACCAAAUCGAUCUGGGUCCACCGACUCUUAUUACCGGGAUUGUUCUCAGACCACGCGGGGACAGCAAGUGGCAACAAUACGUAACGCUUUUCAAAUUGUCCUAUAGCAACGACAGCUUGCUAUGGUUCUUCUAUAAGGAUGCCGCACACCUGGAUCAACGCGUGUUCACGGGCAACACGCAGACCCUGACGGAGCGCGUGCACUACCUGGCGGCGACGGUGGUGGCACGCUACGUGCGCAUUCACCCAAUCAGCUGGCGGGGCCGCAUCGCAAUGCGCGUCGGGCUGUUGGGCUGCCGUCAACGCGGCAAUUGCGAGCCCGGCUUUUUCCGCAUCAACAACAAAAGCUCCUGUGUUCCCAACCUGGCCUAUAAGAAAGACGCAUGGAUGUCAAACAAUCCGGAAAAUCCAAGACGCAAAUCUUCCUCAUCGCCUCCAGUGCCGUACAAUUCGGUGCCUCAGAAUCCACAAACUCCAGUCUACUCAUUCCUACCACCCACCCUACCGACACCGUCUCAGACCACUCCUACGCGCAGCUCUGCCUUCUUUCUCGACGCAACGCCCAAGCCCCUUUCGCCGACUACACCGAUCAAUGACUGGAGCCUACACGACGUGAUGUUGGGUGACGCGGGGUACGUGGCCAAGGACGAAGUGGCAAUGCGUGCAGUCGACGGCUUUACCGGUCUGGAGGAAGCUAGGGAGGAGGGGAAGCCCAUGGGUCAGCAGGAAAAGCAGUUAAAAGAUGCCUAUUUCAGGGCUAACAGCAAGCGGGCUCUGCGCUCCGUCUCCGCUGUGGAGCCACAGCUCCAUCAGUGUACUAUCCUACAGUACACUUGGCCAUUCCAAGAAACGCCUAGUUGGUAUGUAGACUUACAAGAGCCACAGGAAGUCCAAGGCAUUAUCCUCUACACUGGUGGUCACGGAAAAUCGGAAGCCUACCGCAAGCUGAUAGCGCAAAGUCUACAAGGAUCAUCGGAGCUUGUGUUACGCAUGAACAACCUUGAGCGAGUGGCCGUUUACGUGGAGGGCGAGUACGUACCAGGCGGGCGGCAGCUCUGUGGCCACGUAACCCGCUUGAAUGACGCUGUCUUCGCACCCAAGCUCCACAUCACCUGUCAACGACCCACAACCGGGCGUUACGUGAUCGUUGAAGCCUACGGCUUGAUGGCCACCUGGCCUAAGGACUAUCUGGCGGCGCUUUGUGAAGUGCAAGUCUACUAG